AUGAGUGCUACCCAGCCUACCGUCGAAAAGAAGGACGCUGAAAAGAAUGUCUCUGAUGACGAAGAUGAGGACAUUGAUCAAUUGAUCGAAGAUUUGCAAUCUCAUCACGGUCUUGCAGAUGAUGACGAAGAUGAGGAGGAGCAAGGUACUGGUUCUUUUAAACAAGUUCCUGAGGAAUUGUUGAAGACAGACCCAGCAACAGGUUUAACUGAUGAUGAGGUCUCUAAGAGAAGAAAGAAGUAUGGUUUGAAUCAAAUGUCUGAAGAAAAGGAGAAUUUGGUUUUGAAAUUCAUCAUGUUCUUCGUCGGUCCAAUUCAAUUCGUUAUGGAAGGUGCCGCUAUUUUAGCUGCUGGUUUGGAAGAUUGGGUCGAUUUCGGUGUUAUCUGUGGUUUAUUGAUGUUGAACGCUUUCGUCGGUUUCGUUCAAGAAUACCAAGCCGGUUCCAUUGUCGAUGAAUUGAAGAAAACUUUAGCUAAUUCUGCUUUUGUUAUCAGAAAUGGUUCUUUAGUUGAAGUUGGAGCUAAUGAAAUUGUUCCAGGUGAUAUCUUGCAAUUAGAAGAUGGUACUGUUAUCCCAGCUGAUGGUACUAUUGUAUCUGAGGACUGUUUGUUACAAGUUGAUCAAUCUGCUAUCACCGGUGAAUCUUUAGCCGUUGACAAGAGACACGCUGACGCUUGUUACUCAUCAUCUACCGUUAAAACUGGUGAAGCUUUUAUGGUUGUUUCUGCUACUGGUGAUUCUACCUUCGUUGGUAGAGCUGCUGCUUUGGUUAACAAAGCUGGUGGUGGUACAGGUCAUUUCACUGAAGUUUUGAACGGUAUUGGUACGAUUUUAUUGGUCUUGGUCAUUGUUACUUUGUUAGUUGUCUGGGUUGCUUGUUUGUACCGUACCGUUAGAAUUGUUGCCAUUUUGAGAUACACUUUAGCAAUCACCAUUAUUGGUGUUCCAGUCGGUUUACCAGCUGUCGUUACCACCACUAUGGCUGUUGGUGCUGCUUACUUAGCUAAGAAGCAAGCUAUUGUUCAAAAAUUGUCUGCUAUUGAAUCUUUGGCUGGUGUUGAGAUCUUAUGUUCCGAUAAGACCGGUACCUUGACCAAGAACAAGUUGUCUUUGCACGAACCAUACACUGUUGAAGGUGUUGAACCAGAUGACUUGAUGUUGACAGCUUGUUUGGCUGCUUCUAGAAAGAAGAAGGGUUUGGAUGCUAUUGAUAAAGCUUUCUUGAAGUCUUUGAUUAACUACCCAAGAGCCAAGGCUGCUUUGACUAAAUACAAGGUUAUUGAGUUUCAACCUUUCGAUCCUGUCUCAAAAAAGGUUACUGCUAUUGUGGAAUCCCCAGAGGGUGAAAGAAUUGUUUGUGUCAAGGGUGCUCCAUUGUUCGUCUUGAAGACUGUCGAGGAUGACCACCCAAUUCCAGAAGAUGUCCACGAAAACUAUCAAAACACUGUUGCUGAGUUUGCUUCCAGAGGUUUCAGAUCUUUAGGUGUUGCCAGAAAGAGAGGUGAAGGUCACUGGGAAAUUUUGGGUAUUAUGCCAUGUAUGGAUCCUCCAAGAGAUGAUACUGCUGCCACUGUUCAUGAAGCUAAGAAAUUAGGUUUGAAGGUCAAGAUGUUGACUGGUGAUGCCGUUGGUAUUGCUAAGGAAACUUGUCGUCAAUUAGGUUUAGGUACCAACAUUUACGAUGCUGACAGAUUAGGUUUAUCUGGUGGUGGUGACAUGGCUGGUUCUGAAAUUGCUGAUUUCGUUGAAGCUGCUGAUGGUUUCGCUGAAGUCUUCCCACAACAUAAAUAUAACGCUGUUGAAAUUUUACAAUCUAGAGGUUUCUUGGUUGCCAUGACUGGUGAUGGUGUUAACGACGCUCCAUCUUUGAAAAAGGCUGAUACCGGUAUUGCUGUCGAGGGUGCUACUGAUGCUGCUCGUUCUGCUGCUGAUAUUGUUUUCUUGGCUCCAGGUUUGUCUGCUAUUAUUGAUGCUUUGAAGACCUCAAGACAGAUUUUCCACAGAAUGUACGCUUAUGUUGUUUACCGUAUCGCUUUAUCAUUGCACUUGGAAAUUUUCUUAGGUUUGUGGAUUGCUAUUUUGAAUAGAUCUUUGAAUAUCGAUUUAGUUGUUUUCAUUGCUAUUUUCGCUGAUGUUGCCACAUUAGCUAUUGCUUAUGAUAACGCUCCAUACGACCCAAAGCCUGUUAAAUGGAACUUACCAAGAUUGUGGGGUAUGUCAAUUAUCUUGGGUAUCAUCUUAGCUGUUGGUACAUGGAUUACUCUUACCACUAUGUUCAUGAGCAGAGGUGGUAUUAUCCAAAACUUCGGUUCCAUUGAUGGUGUUUUGUUCUUGCAAAUCUCUUUGACUGAGAACUGGUUAAUUUUCAUUACUAGAGCCCAGGGUCCAUUCUGGUCAUCUAUUCCAUCUUGGCAAUUGUCUGGUGCUGUUUUGAUUGUUGAUAUCAUUGCUACUAUGUUCACCUUAUUCGGCUGGUGGUCACAAAACUGGACUGACAUUGUUACCGUUGUCAGAACCUACAUCUUUUCUUUCGGUGUAUUCUGUUGCAUGGGUGGUGCUUACUACUUAAUGUCUCAAUCCGUUGCUUUCGACAACUUCUGUAACGGUAAAAAACCAACUCCCUCUAGAGAUCACAGAUCUCUCGAAGAUUUCUUGGUUUCCAUGCAAAGAGUAUCUACUCAACACGAAAAAUCUACUUAA
Molecule: messenger RNA, 2700 nt
Organism: Priceomyces carsonii
Lineage: Eukaryota; Fungi; Ascomycota; Pichiomycetes; Serinales; Debaryomycetaceae
Gene: PMA1
Product: H(+)-exporting P2-type ATPase
Exons: 1
Coding region: 1-2700 (899 amino acids)
Biological process (GO): regulation of intracellular pH; proton export across plasma membrane
Cellular component (GO): plasma membrane
Molecular function (GO): P-type proton-exporting transporter activity; ATP binding; ATP hydrolysis activity
Source: RefSeq, a predicted model, not a curated record